Messenger RNA from Gadus macrocephalus (Pacific cod), 1577 nucleotides. RefSeq names its product platelet derived growth factor c (gene pdgfc). Gene Ontology annotation, biological process: positive regulation of cell migration; positive regulation of ERK1 and ERK2 cascade; platelet-derived growth factor receptor signaling pathway. Gene Ontology annotation, molecular function: platelet-derived growth factor receptor binding; growth factor activity. Lineage: Eukaryota; Metazoa; Chordata; Actinopteri; Gadiformes; Gadidae. The record is from RefSeq and is a predicted model, not a curated record. Gene Ontology annotation, cellular component: membrane.
AUGGUUACCGGCACAUGGUUUCCCCCUGAGUAUGACUUUGUGGAGAUUGAGGACCUGAGUGAGGGCAGGGUCCUGGGUCGCUGGUGUGGGUCUCAGUCCGGUCCGGCGGUCCUGCUGUCCCAGGGGUCUCAGGUCCGAGUCCGCUUCGUGUCUGACCAGUACUUCCCCUCUGAGCCCGGAUUCUGUCUCCACUACUCCCUACUGCCACCGAGUGACCCUGAGCCGCAGGCUCCUGCUGUGACUCCAGAUCCUCCCCCCAGUGUGGAGGAGCUGGAGGAGGCGGUCUCCACCCUGGGGACGGUGGAGGAGGUGCUGAAGUACCUGGACCCUGAGGGCUGGCGGGCGGACAUGGAGGAGCUGUACCGGCCCUCCUGGCUCGGCCUCGGGAAGUCCUACAUCCACAACAAGAAGACCAGAGUGGGAGCCGACCUGAACCAGCUGAGGGAGGAGGUCCGUCUGUACAGCUGCUCCCCGCGGAACGUGUCGGUGUCGCUACGUGAGGAGCUGAGGAGGACGGACGCCAUCUUCUGGCCCGGCUGCUUGCUGGUGCGGCGCUGCGGCGGGAACUGCAGCUGCUCCCAGUGCUCCCAGUCAUGCUCCCAGUCCGGGGAACAGUGUGCCUGCAUUCCCAGCAGGACCUCCAGGAAGUACUACGAGGUCCUGCAGCUGAAGCACCGGGCGGGGGGGCGUGGCCUGCAGCGCUCCAUGACCGACGUGGUGUUGGAGCAUCAUGAGGAGUGUUCCUGUCAGUGCCAGCAGAACCACGACUGAUCGAGACCCCCCAGACCCCCAGGACCCCCAGACCCUCCAGAUCACCCAGGACCCCCAGAACCCAUCCAGAACCCCAAGACCCCAGAGGACCCCCAAACCCUCCAGACCCUCCAGACCCCCCAGACCCUACUGAACCCCCAGAAACCCCACACCCCCCAGAGUCUCCUGACCCUCCGGACCAGAAAGGCCUGUCUCUAACCCCCCCCUCCCGUCGUGGCCUCUAGCCUCCACUCCGGAGAACAUGUCUAACGUCUGCUCUGACGGGGGACGGGAGGUUCUGCUCCAGGGGGUCUGCAUCUGAUCUGCAGCCAUCUUCUUGGCUCCAGCUCACAGGAUCAUGAACAACGUUUCUUUUCUUCUAUUGGCAGAACAGUGGGGUUCUGGAGUCGUGCUGAACCGCCCCUAAGCGAAUGAAAUAUGUAAAUAUUUGGUUUUAAAUAUUAUUUUUUUUUUUUUUAGAUUGUGUAUGUAUGAUGUUUUUUCUACCAAACUCUGUUAGCUAAAUGAUAAUUCUUGUAGAACUAUUGGUGGUAAGAGUUCCCCUUCGGUCCGUCGUGAGCUCACCCGGCGAGCGUUCCAGUCAACGUUGGGGAUAGCUGAUAUUUAUUUGGGGUAAAAGUUGUGAAUUGUGUGUGAACAUGAACUAUCCUAGGAGCAACAGUCUGUUGUUACUCACUGCCUUUUUUACCGUUGCCAUUUCCUCGCCCCUUUGCUAUAUACCAAAGUUAUUUAACAAUGUUUGUGUCAGUUUUAUGUAUUUCAUUGUAAUGGAAAUCAGAAAUAAAUUCUCAGUUUCUUAAUAAGUA